AUGGCCGGGGCGGGGCCGGGGCCGCAAGUGGCGGCGACGGAGCCGCUGGAGGCGGCGACGGAGCCGCUGGAGGCGGCGACGGAGCCGCUGGAGGCGGCGACGGGGCCGCUGGCGGUGACGACGGGGCCGCUAGCGGCGGCGACGGGGCCGCUAGGGUUGGCGACGGGGCCGCUGGCGGCGGCGACGGGGCUGCUGGCAGCGGCGACGGGGCCGAUAGGAGCGGCGACGGGGCCGCUAGGGUCGGCGACAGGGCCGCUGGCGGCGGCGACGGGGCCGCUGGCGGCGGCAACGGGGCCAAUAGGAGCGGCGACGGGGCCGCUAGGCAACCCCUACUAG
Closterium sp. NIES-65 is the source of this 336-nucleotide messenger RNA. The record is from the annotation of a GenBank genome assembly. NCBI's taxonomy places the organism in Eukaryota, Viridiplantae, Streptophyta, Zygnematophyceae, Desmidiales, Closteriaceae.